AUGGCAGCCUCCAGUGUGUCUACACUUGGGUCAACAGGCUCUGUGCAGGGGUUCGAGGACUACAGCAUCUACAGCAACCUAUCGGAUGAUGAGCUGAUUCAGCUGGCUAUCGAGCGCAGCCUGGCUGAUGCACAUGCUGCCACCGGAAACUCCACUGGGACACCCACCAGCCAGAGUCCAAACCCUGCCCUCCGACGCCCCAUUCCUCCUCAUCCCCAGAACGUCCCCCCAUCGGCCAACCCACCCAGCGGGACGUCCUAUCCACCACAAUGCAAGGAUACUGAUGGAGCAACGAGAAGCUACUCAUUUGUCACCGGCUACGGAAAGCGAUGCGUUGCGUGGCGGCGACGCGACGGCACCUUGUACGUCACCCCGGAGCCCGAAGAGGAUGUUGACCCUAUAGUCGAGGCAAUUAGGAAUGCUGAUGUGAAGACGGUGCGCGACCUUGCAAGAUCUUCUGCAAAAAGCCUGAAGGUGGAAAACAAGGACGGCUGGAUACCUUUGCAUGAAGCAGCCUAUUAUGACCAAGCUGAAUGUGUCAAAGUUCUUCUGGAAGCCCAACCCGCUCUGAUUGACAAACGCACCCUCAAUGAGCAGACGGCUCUCCUCUUGGCAGUGGACCGGGAGAGCCUAGCCUGUGUACAGUGCCUUCUGGAGAGAGGAGCAGACCCUGAAAUUGCCAACAAAAACAAAGAGACUCCCCUUUACAAAGCCUGUGAGAGGGAGAAUGUGGAAAUCAUGGCACUCAUUUUGAAGUUUGGCGCUGCGGUGAACCAGCGCUGCAUCCAAGGCUGGACGGCCCUCCACGAGGCGGUGUGCCGCAACAACGUGGAGAUGUGCAAGAUGCUGAUGCAGGCCGGGGCCAAAGUCAGCCCGCCGGACAUGUACGGCAUCACGCCCCUCUUUGUGGCUGCCCAGACUGGGCGGGUUGAAGCAUUGUACUUCCUCAUUGAAAAUGGUGCAGAUGUCAACAGCCAGGCGGCUGAUGGGGCUACGGCCCUUUAUGAGGCCAGUAAGAAUGGCCACCAGGAUGCGGUGGAGCUUCUGCUGUCUCAUCACGCAGACGCCAACAAACCCUGCAAGACUGGACUCCUGCCCAUUCACAUAGCUGCUCAACGUGGAGAGGAUGAGAUCGUGUCCAUGCUGAUGCCAGCCACCAGUAGGGCACAGGUGAGGCAUAGUGGCAUCAGCCCACUCCACUUGGCCGCCGAGGGCAACAAGGACGACGCCCUGGAGGUGCUGAUCAAGGGGGGCUUCGAUGUCAACACCAAGCUGUCUCACAACCGCUCUGCCAUGUACGAGGACCACCGCAGCACGGCGCUUUACUUCACCGUCGCCAACAACAACAUCGACGCUGCUGCCAUGCUGCUGGAGGCCGGUGCCGACCCCAACCUGGACACCUUCAGCCCGCUGCUGGUGGCCGUGCGGCAGGGCUGCCUCAGCACCGCCGCCCUGCUGGUGGAGCACGGCGCCGACGUCAAUGUGGCCAUCCCCACCCACCCGGCCUCCUUCCCCGGAGCGGUCAUGCUCUGCACCAGGUACCUGCACCUGCUCAAGUACCUGCUGGACAGCGGCUGCGACGCCCUGGCCUGCUUCCAGUGCCCGUACGGCAGCGGCCCACACCCGCCCAUCCAGCCCCCCCAAAGCAGACAUACCCGGGCCCACAGCCACACCAAAGAACCCACACAGUUCUGCGAGAUGCUCUCCUGGCCUUCUGUAAGCAGCUGGGCAGGGCCCGUCAUUGACCUGCUGUUGGACUACGUAGGAAAUGUGAAGCUAUGUGCCAGGCUCACAGAGCACCUGGACAGCUAUGAUGAAUGGGCCGUCAUCAAAGAGAAAUCAAUGCCACCUCGUCCUUUAAUGCACCUCUGCAGGCAGGUGAUUCGCAAACAGAUGGGAGUACAAAGGCUGAAACGUCUGGACAACCUGCCGCUCCCAGGAAAACUAAUCAAUUACCUGAGCAAUGAUCGUUCCAAAGAGUGUUUGUGCUAG
Megalops cyprinoides (Indo-Pacific tarpon) is the source of this 1992-nucleotide messenger RNA. RefSeq names its product ankyrin repeat and SOCS box protein 2-like. The coding region runs from base 1 to 1992 and encodes 663 amino acids. The transcript has 9 exons. Gene Ontology annotation, biological process: intracellular signal transduction. Gene Ontology annotation, molecular function: protein binding. Gene Ontology annotation, cellular component: nucleus; cytoplasm. NCBI's taxonomy places the organism in Eukaryota, Metazoa, Chordata, Actinopteri, Elopiformes, Megalopidae. The record is from RefSeq and is a predicted model, not a curated record.